AUGGAGAACCAUUGGUUAUAUGGCAGCAGGACACCGAGUACUUCGAACAGAAGUCGACGCACUGCACGCUCUGUUAGAAGUGCCAAAGGAAGCCGUUUACGAAGUCGUCAUGGACGAUAUCUUUCUACACGAGAAAAUGACACACAGGAAGCGGAAGAAGAAGACGCCCAAUCACCACCAAGAUACGAUGUCACGUGCAAACCACAUGGUCUAGCAGUGAUUAUUGCUGUGGAAAAUUACAACAGAGACGAGGACUACAGACUAAGUCGUGAAUUGCCGACAAGACCCGGUACUCAAGAUGAAGUCGCUCGACUUCGUAGAAUACUGGAAGAUCUCGACUACACGGUACUGGUCUAUCCCGACCUGACAGCAUGUCAACUUAAAAUGAAAUCUGACAUGAUUGCUGAAAAGGAUCAUACGUCAUACGAUUCCUUUAUUUGUUGUGUUCUGUCACGUGGCACAAAUACACAUGUGUACGGAUCGAAUGGAAUUCCUGUCAGACUUCAUGACUUUAUUGGGAAUUUUACCGGAAGUCGAUGUCCUUCACUUGGUGGCAAACCCAAAUUAUUUUUUGUCGAAUCUCAUCCUGCCCCGAAAGUGAGAAUUGAUCGAAUGCACGAUGUUACGCACGUGUACGGAGAAAAACUACGAGUCAGAUUUAGCGGAUAUCAUUUGGAUCUGAAAUGUGAUUUCAUUGACUCUGAUCCAGUAGUUGACAUGGAAACCGACCCAAGUGACUUAGAUUUUCUUGUUGCAAAAUGUGUGUGGAAAUAUCGGACCAGGUAUCCUCCUCUUGGGUCUUCAUUUUUGACCCGAGUUGCGCAUGCGCUAGAAAGAGCCAAUAGUAAAAGAGAUAUGUUCCCUGCCAUCAACGAAGCUGUUACCGCGUUUAAGGAUGAAAUCGGUGAAAGUGAGGCAAACGUAAUGCUGACGUCAACACUUCGUAAAGAGCUUUAUUUGAGAACAAAUUGCAGAGCGAAAAGUGUGACAUUUCGUGAUUGAAAGGAGAGUUCCCACAAUUCCAGCCAUGUUGUCACGUGACACUGUACAAGUAGACAGUCUACACAAACACACUAUAUACUGUAAAGGGAGUAAUUAUUCACUGGGUUUUAAUUUGGCUUAUUUCGCUGACUGGAAAAUGCGCUAAAUAAAACCCAGUGAAUAUGUAAAAUUUAGCAUAGAACACAUUAUCUAAAUGACAAAACCGUGAAUUUAAAACCCACUGAAUAUGCCUGAAAUGAUAAAUCAGUGAAAUUUAAACCCAGUGAAAAUUAGUCAUUUUACAGUAUGAUGUCAAGGUCCCAUAAUGCAUUAGUCGCAUGCGAUGAAUCAUUCGAAAUAUUGUAGCAAAUUAAUUAGCCCAUACACAGAUUGAGAGGACGCAACAUUUUACAGUACGUCAGUGUUAGCCUGAAACCACGUGACGUUGUGAGAGUAAACGAUAUUUACAUUUGGUAAGUU
Saccoglossus kowalevskii is the source of this 1461-nucleotide messenger RNA. RefSeq lists its product as uncharacterized. The record is from RefSeq and is a predicted model, not a curated record. Gene Ontology annotation, molecular function: cysteine-type endopeptidase activity. Gene Ontology annotation, biological process: proteolysis. Lineage: Eukaryota; Metazoa; Hemichordata; Enteropneusta; Harrimaniidae.